AUGGUGCUCAUCAAUCAGAGCAUGGUUCCUCCAGUGCCGCCGGUUCAUCAUGCACCAAGCCAUGCACAUGUUCAUCCAGGAGAGGCCCCCCGCGUUCUACAGAACCAUACACCCGUCUCCAUCAACCCCGCAGGCCUAGCGGAAGAGAUGUCCCGGCUCCAUGUGAACGCAGACAGCUUCGUUGCCAACGACCAAAAGGCACGAAGCUUUACACCCUAUAAAGAAGUCGAACCACGGGCCCCGCCCCAGUACGUGGGGUUUACUUUCUUCAAAGCUGAUACGGCAGCUGGCCAAAAACCCACCUGGAGUCAUGCCGAAAGGACCCAGAUGCACCUGAGUCAGACGGACCUGCUCAAGAUGGUGCAGAAGCGGGCCAAGAAGUUCUCUGCGACCCAACAGUACCAGACCUUGUCUAAGCUGAAGCGUACCCAUGUGGAUCAAUUGAUUAACCAACUCCGACAGAGAGAUCCGCGGGGUGAAUGGACCUGUGUCUAUAUCAAGGAAGAGGACAAACCGUUCAAGGGCAAAAACUCGCGUCGUGGGGACUAUGAAACCGUCUCCAUGGACGUCGUGAUUAUGAGGGAGCCCGUGGAUCCCUCAUACCCGAAGGCUUUCAAUGUAGGGCCUGUGAACCCAGAGCAGCCUCACCAGGUCAAGGAAAGAAUCCCAACAAAUGUUGAUGGCAUGGUGGCCCACGAUGAGCCGAGACAAGUGAACGUCGACCUUGAAAAACACGCGGCAUGGGCAAUACCGGGUCUCCAUCAGGGGCAAAUGCCAGCAAUGAUGAACAACAAUCCCCAUCAGGCACCGCCCCCUCGGCUUCAGCAACAUGUACCUCAUCACCAAACUCAUCACCAAGUUCACCCAGAGCAGGGACCGCAUGUUAACCAAGGCUCUUUCCCACAAGGAAUGCCAGCUGGUGUCCACCCACAACCAGAUAUGCAACACCACGCCCAAGCUAUGCCGGGAAGGGGACCCGGUAUUGAAGUCUUGCAACACGGCGCCGAGGGCCUCCCUGGGAAUAUGAAUCCACACCGCCAGGGGCAAGGGCUUAACCACGGCCACAACCCAUUCGGUCAGAAUAUGAAGCAGCAUCUAGGAAGAGAAAGUUUCCCUCAUCCGCUUCACGUCAAUCAUGGCAGUAAUAUUCCGAGAGCACCGACUGUGCCGGAACCCGAACCCGAAUGGGCACCGGAGUCCAGCAGCAUAGGAGACGACGAGUCCGUUCUCUUUGACCAUGACGAAGUCAGCUCCAUCACUGAUGGCUCGGAGGCGGAAGAGGGAGAAGAGUAUGAUGAUGCAGACCGCGAAAAGUCACAGCCAUGGCGCGGGAGUCUCUUUCGCCGCCAUUCGUCGAAAGCACGACGCAACGAACCCGCCUACCGCUCCCAUUAUCGAAAACACUCCAAGACCGGCCAUGAGGCCAAGCACGGUCGUGUCCGAUACCCAGCCGGCUACAUCGACGUGGUUCCGGCGGAGAGCAAAAACAGUACCCACCGGCAAGCGAACAUUCACUCUCGGGAACUGUCCCGACCAGCCCGGGAACGGCCGAAAAUUAUCCACACCACGUCUGACAACCUCGACUUGGUGACGCUUGACGAAAAGUAUCGCGGGCUACGGGCCCGCAAUGACAUUCGCAGCCGAAUUCUGGAUGACCGAGAAGCGAGGGUUGAGCGCCGAGAGAAAAUGGUGGACUAUCGGACGCAAAUGCUGCGCGAGAGGCUGGAUGAGGUGCGUCUCAACCGGUCUUUGUCUCUGCACGAAUCGGGCCCCUUUUAUCCUCGACGAUACUAUCUACACGAUGCCCUGUAA
This is a messenger RNA of Aspergillus tanneri, 1812 nucleotides long. RefSeq lists its product as uncharacterized. The coding region runs from base 1 to 1812 and encodes 603 amino acids. The record is from RefSeq and is a predicted model, not a curated record. Lineage: Eukaryota; Fungi; Ascomycota; Eurotiomycetes; Eurotiales; Aspergillaceae. The transcript has a single exon.